AUGGCUGGCAUCGCACCUGGAGUGGUUGAUGAAGUGAACUCCAUCAUAGAUGAUGACAGUUUUCCCAUACUGCAGAAAGUAGACAAGAUCUUUCAUACCUUGAAGGUCAAUGGCUAUGGAUACCACCAGACUGUUUUGCCAAAGGAAACACUGACCCACCCUAGCAAUAAGGGAGGAAGCAUGCUGAAUGCAACUGAUGUGUGGGAAAAGGGCUUGAGAAUGCUGAAGGUUGGAGUGGCACCUCAACUCCUCAAUGAAGGUGCUGUAGCCUUUGAGCUGGCCACUGACAAGACCAUGAGAGAACAGCAGGUGGCUGCCAAUGUGAAGCUUGUCAAGGCCUCCAACAACACACUGGCUAGUGUGAAUUUCCAAGAGAGAUUCCUUACUGUUGCCACAUCCCACACCGCUGCAUUUUGCAAGGCAGUGGAGCAGGGAGUGAAGCCAGGUUUGGAAGAGGCCACCACAAUUGAUAUGAAGCAAGACCCUGGCUUGCAAGCUCUUUGCACUAGUGGUUGGCCAUUUUUUGUGAUGCGCAGUGCAGUGGAGAUCCAAUGGCCUGAGCUGCCCAGCUAUAUUCAAUCUGCAUUGAAUGUGGUGAACAACUCCUACCAACAAAUGACAGAGAUUGAAGCUGCCAGCCAAAUGUGCCAGUUCCUGAAACAUGGCCUUGCAUUGCCAGAUGCUUUGGCAAGGGUUGAAGAAUGUGACCCAGUGUGCAAAAGGUCAUUGGAAGCAAUUGCGUACUAUGUCUCCAAGUAUGCAGGUGAAAACCAGAACAUUAUUGACUUCCUGGCGCAAUUCAGCAAGACCUAUGGAACAUUGCUGCUUGGAGAAGAUAUGAUGAAGGGUAUUGCUUUCCUCGAGCUGAAGGACUCCACCUCCAUGUUCACCUUUCUGAGGGCUGCAAUGUGGUGCACAAUGAUGUCCAGCGACAAAGCCCAAGAUGGGUACUCCAAGCUCUUGACCAAAGCAGAUUGUGAGAGGUUGAAAUCAAAAACAUUGAAGAAGGAAGUGGAACAAUGUGAGCAGAUCUUGUCAGACUCAUGGGAGCUAAUGCAAAGUUCCAAAUCAGAAGAGGGUAUCCAAGUGAAAGCCUUUGGUAAAUUAUGUGUGAGAUUGGUGCUUCAUGUAUUGAAGAAGGAAAAAUGGGGAAGAGAGCCCCAGGGCUGGGAGAGCACAAAGGCAAUUUGCGAAGCAUUCACAAAGGAAUUGACACUGAAGAAGGAUGCCAAGUGCCCUCCUUCCAAGGAGAAGAGCAAGGUCACUGAGAUUGAUUUGGAUGUCAAGGAUGUAUUGAAAAGCAAGCCUGCUGAAAUUGCUUUCCUGCAAAACCCUCAUAUGCAGAAAAAUGCACAGUAUGCAUGCACCAAACAACAUGGGAGCAAAGUGUGGACAUUGGUGGGCACAACUGACACCACCUUUAACUUCAGUCACCAGCCCAUCUUUGGUCCUGUGGAGAACAUUGAAGUGGAAUUUGCAAAUUUAAAGGAAUGGAAGAAGAGCAAAGCUGCAUUGGCAGAAAGAUGCGAGCCAACAGCUGCCUUUGUGCACUUUGUUGACCAAUCUGGGGUUGUGAGUGUGGAGCUGCAAAGGGCACAUGUCCAGAAGACAUUGCUGCAGCUCUGUGUGGACAAUCCUGUUUUGACAGAUGACAUUUUGUUCACCAAGAAUCCAUGCGCAGUGUACACACAAAAAGCUAUCAAGAAAAAGGCAUUGAAGCUCUACCCAGCUGGCACUGUGUCAAUGGUGAAGGAUGAAAAGCCAGAUAAGUACUACAUCCAAGCCUAUGACAAGCUUUGGCUCAUUGUGCCUUUCAAGCCUCUCACUGACUUUAAAGGUGGUGGUGGAGGUGUGCUUUGCCCUUUCUGGUGGGUGAAGUCUGCAGAGGAUGGAUUGCUCACUUUGUCUGAGGUGAAUGUGGAUGGCUGCAAGAUUCCUUUUAUGGUGAAUGCUGGCCCAUUGAGCAAUGAAACUCUCUUGAGCCUGAGUGUCCCUCAGAAAGAUGGAAGCAAAGAGCCACCUGCUAAGAGACAGAAGGCAAAGUAG
This is a messenger RNA of Durusdinium trenchii, 2046 nucleotides long. Lineage: Eukaryota; Dinophyceae; Suessiales; Symbiodiniaceae. The record is from the annotation of a GenBank genome assembly.